Cyprinodon variegatus (sheepshead minnow) is the source of this 820-nucleotide messenger RNA. RefSeq names its product long neurotoxin OH-57-like. The transcript has 3 exons. Lineage: Eukaryota; Metazoa; Chordata; Actinopteri; Cyprinodontiformes; Cyprinodontidae. Bases 130 to 537 code for a protein of 135 amino acids. The record is from RefSeq and is a predicted model, not a curated record.
AGAAUCAUUACUUCUAUCUUGUCGUAACGUUUGAUCACUUCGAAGAGAAGAAGCUUCAGGCCUUUUGAAGGAACAGGAGGAUUUGUUUUUUAGCUUUGAGCAGAAACCAGGAGGAAAAUCUACACAAAGAUGGGAAAAUUCCUAUUUGCUGUUGUUGCAGCUGUUGCAUCUCUGGUCUUGGCGGAAUCCCUGAUCUGCAACAAAUGCUCCCUCAGUCUGUUGGGCAACUGCUUGAAUGCUGUAAAUGAGACCUGCCCCACCAACUCUAGUGUCUGUUACACAGGAAGAGCCAAUUUCCCAUCCCUGCCAGACUUUGUGGGUUUCAACAUUCAGGGCUGCAAGGAAAACAGCACUGGAUGUGAUAGCACCACCCCUGACACUUUGCUGGGAGUCACCUAUAACACCAAGAUCACAUGCUGCUCCACCGACAGCUGCAACCCCAUCACACUCACAUCCGCUGCUCCGUCCACCAAGAUGACCUUCACUGUUGCUGCCAGUGGAGCCAUCCUGGCCUCCAUACUGGGAAGCAUUUUGUAAUAGAAAAGGAAAGCUGUUCAAGCUGUUUUCACAAAGGUUAAUGAAGGAUUAACAUAAUUAAGAGGUAUACUAAUUUGAUUGGAACUAGGGUCAGAUCUACCGGACCCAAGUUUUAUUGUUUGCAGAUGUUCAAAUCAUAAAAGUUCAUCAAAGGGAUGUUUCAAAGAAAUUUUGAGGAUUUUAAUCUUUCUUGAUUAUGUCUCGCUUUUUUGUUUUUACAGUUAAAUUAAAAUGUAUAUAUCUCUAUCAUUGUUGUGCCAUAAUAAACUUCACUACCUCUGUC